This is a messenger RNA of Alternaria rosae, 1278 nucleotides long. Its product is annotated as MFS multidrug transporter. The transcript has 5 exons. The record is from RefSeq and is a predicted model, not a curated record. Bases 1 to 1278 code for a protein of 425 amino acids. Gene Ontology annotation, biological process: transmembrane transport. Gene Ontology annotation, molecular function: transmembrane transporter activity. Lineage: Eukaryota; Fungi; Ascomycota; Dothideomycetes; Pleosporales; Pleosporaceae.
AUGCAGCCAGACGCCAAGGACCUCGACCCUAAGGAGCACCCGUUCAACUGGCCCGUCCGAAGGAAAUGGAUGGCGACAAUAGUCAUCGUCUUCAUGACUACGAACAUCACCUUCUGCUCGGGUAUCCACGCUGCAACAAUUUUUGGUGUGACCAGGACAUUCGCGUGUUUCACGACCGUAGCAACAUCAGGAGUAACUACGUCUCUAGUCGGAUUUGCCUCAGGCCCCAUGUUGUUCGCACCGCUCUCAGAAGCAGUAGGAAGAGAGAUUGUCUUCCGCAUCACCAUGUUCCUGUUCUUCUGCUUCAACAUCGGCUGUGCGCUAUCGCCCAAUCUCGCCGCUCUUUUGACACUUCGGUUCCUCAGUGGUUUCUUCGGCCAUCGUUCGGUUCCAUUCGCACUCUUCACGACGAGUAGUUCCCUCGGUCCAGUCCUAGGGCCGGUGGCAGGAGGAUUUAUCUCGCAGCAGUUGAAUUGGAGAUGGCUCUAUUGGGUUGUGACUAUCGUUGCCGCGAUUGUGUAUACCGCCAUGCUCUUCUUCCUUCCCGAGACAUAUACAACAACUCUUCUCCAAAGUAAGUUGGCAAAGACCGGCAGAAAGUCUCCACGACGAUCCUCCAAAGACCAAUACGCCACUAGCCUAACACGACCCUGGCUCAUGCUCUUCACAGAGCCCAUUUUAUUCGUGCUCGGCCUUUACUCAGCAUUCGUUUGGGGUAUCCUGUAUCUGGACUUCACCGCCUACCCACUAGGCAUUGCAGGUCUAUCCUUCCUGGGCAUUGGACUCGGUAUGGCGAUUGCGACAGCGAGCUCACCAUGCAUCAACAAUAUUCACGGCAUAUGGUUCAAGAGGCUUAGUGGCCCGAAGCCAGAGGCGCCACUCCCGCAUCUCAUCAUCAUAGCGUGGUUCAUCCCCGUGGCACCUUUCUGGUUCGGAUGGACGGCAAAUCCGCCAAACCACUGGAUUGUAUGCAUUCUUGCUGGCAUACCAUUUGGUAUCGGCUUCGUCAUGCUUUUUCUGGGGACUAACGCAUAUCUGACCGACUGCUAUGGGCGUUUCUCCGCAAGUGCACUGGCUGCUAACGCCGUGAUGCGGUCUUUGUUCACGUCUGCGUUUCCGCAGUUUGCGCGUCAGAUGUAUAUCAAGAUGAGGACGCCGUGGGCUACCAGUACGCUGUGUUUUGUCGCUUUGAUUAUGGCGCCCGUGUCGUGGCUGUUCUUUCGUUUUGGUCCGGGGAUGAGAGCGAAGCCAAAAUACAUGAACAUCGGCGACUUCUAA